GUCACCUAUCAGGUGCCAUCAUGAAAUUGAAAUUUUGAAGACAAAAACUUGAAAUCAGAACAAUGGCUAAAAUGAUGAAACUUUUAUUCCAUUUUGUAAGCGCAUUUCUUGUGUUAAAUUGUGUAUCUGCAAGGAGAAUCAGUUACGAAUUAAAAGGAGUUCACUCACCUGGCAGGAUAUACAAUAGAAUGACUCGAGCCGCAGGAGUAGUUGAGCACUUAGCUAAUAAUGGAAAUGGUAAUGGAAACAUUGAGUUUUUGGGUGCUGCCAAAAGUAGUCCAGUAGAACUACUAGGCCAUAGCGCACCUGUUGAAAUGUUAAAUGAUGAAUAUUACUAUGAUGGUGGUAAUAACUAUGGUGACGAUGAUAAAUUAUAAAUAAUUGAAAAUAAAACUUGCCAGCCAAUUGUACAUAAUC
Teleopsis dalmanni is the source of this 417-nucleotide messenger RNA. RefSeq lists its product as uncharacterized. NCBI's taxonomy places the organism in Eukaryota, Metazoa, Arthropoda, Insecta, Diptera, Diopsidae. The record is from RefSeq and is a predicted model, not a curated record. The transcript has 2 exons. The coding region runs from base 63 to 377 and encodes 104 amino acids.